Molecule: messenger RNA, 911 nt
Organism: Tripterygium wilfordii
Lineage: Eukaryota; Viridiplantae; Streptophyta; Magnoliopsida; Celastrales; Celastraceae
Exons: 4
Coding region: 1-762 (253 amino acids)
Source: RefSeq, a predicted model, not a curated record
AUGGGUCCCUUCUCGGAGUUUUGCUGCUCCUCGAUUCUCAGAGCUGGAUACCCAUCCUUUUGUGUUUGGGUUUUGGUGCGUGUCGCCGGACUGAUUUUGUUGAUAUCUUUGACACGACCUAUCUCACAUCCAUUUUACAGGUGCGUGGAGUGUGGCUUUUUUCUCCACAAGACCUGUAUUGACUUGCCAAACCAAAUAAGACCUGUUUUUCAUGACCACCCCCUAACCCUUCUUCCGAGUGCGCCUCAUGACAAUGGGACUUUCGAAUGUUCUCUCUGUUCUAAUAAUUGCCAUGGCUUCGUAUAUGCUUGUGAAGAAUGCAAAAACUUCUAUGCUGAUGUUCGAUGUGCAUCAAUCCCGCUAAACAUUAGACAUCCUGGUCAUGAUCACAGACUCUCUUUCACUCGUAUACACAAUUAUAAUAGUUAUUGCUACUCUUGCAGUUCGAAAGAUGCAUAUCUAUUUAAAUGCAAUGAGUGUCCAUUUGACAUAGAUUAUAGAUGUGCUACACUACCGUCUACAGCUAGAUAUUGGGAUCAUGAACAUCCUCUAGUGCUCACCUAUCAUACAAAUGAUGAUGGUUCUGAUGCCUAUUACUGUGAUAUUUGUGAAAAGAAGAGAGAUCCAAAGCAUUGGUACUACUAUUGUGCUCAAUGCGAAUAUGCUGGUCACCCUAUUUGUGCUCUUGUGAAUGUCGAUCACUUCCGUGGAUUCCAAAAACAUUUAGUGAUCUCAAGUUACAUAAACAUCCUCUCUUCUUAGCCAACUAUGAUAUGGGAAUGGAUGCUUGUGGGAUAUGCCAAGAAAUGGUAUUUAGCGUCCUGUUUUAUUGCGGAAAAUGUGAUUUCCGUGCUCAUCUUAAAUGUGUUUUGGGAGAUGAAUUUACUAUUCAACCUCGCCAAAUGACUCUU